GCGUACACGUACGCGUCCAAAAUCCGCAUCUUUUCGGCUGCGAAUCGUCUGUCUCUUAAAAUAGCAUGUAAGCUGAGGAGGUCUUUCAGUGCAUGGAGGAAGACAUCUCUUAUCUAGAGAUUUAACUGAUCUAAAGAUAUCAAGUUUUGGGGAUACACAAAGUGGAAUAGGAUCGCCAUGUUUCGAAACAGUCUCAAGAUGCUUCUUACAGGAGGGAAGUCAAACCGCAAAAACAGGUCCAGUGAUGGAGGGAGCGAGGAGCCGCCAGACCGAAGACAGGCAAGUGUAGACUCCCGCCAGAGCCGAUCUGGGCAAGGCACCUCCACAGAGAACGACUGUGCUUUUGAACCAGACUACGCAAUUCCUCCACUCCCAGUGACCGAAGGUAUGCAGCACAUUCGGAUUAUGGAGGGCAUGUCCCGCUCUCUUCCAUCCUCCCCCUUACUCACACAUCAGUCUAUCAGUGUUCGGCUCCAACCUGUGAAGAAGUUAACUGCCCCUUUGAGGAAAGCAAAGUUUGUUGAGAGCCCUCGAAUCCCCGAGUCGGAGCUCGGCUCCCCGACGCUCUCGGCAGCGCCGAAGCUGGACGUCGAUGCGUACGGCGCCGGUGAUACGGAGCAGGAGCUGGGACCCCCUCCAUCCGUCGAUGAGGCAGCGAACACACUCAUGACUCGCCUGGGCUUCCUCCUGGGAGAGAAAGUCACGGAGGUACAGCCAGGGCCCCAGUACAGCAUGGAGGUGCAGGACGAGAACCAGACGUCGGCCGUAACGCAGCGGAUAAGCCCGUGCUCCACGCUGACGAGCAGCACGGCCUCGCCGCCAGCCAGCAGCCCCUGCUCCACCCUGCCUCCUGUCAGCACCAACGUGACGGCCAAGGACUGCAGCUAUGGUGCCGUCACCAGCCCCACGUCCACCCUCGAGAGCAGAGACAGCGGCAUCAUAGCUACUUUGACAAGCUACUCCGAAAAUGUGGAACGCACGAAAUACGGAGGGGAAAGCAGUAAAGAAUUAGGGUCGGGAGGAAACCUGAAACCGUGGCAGUCGCAGAAGUCCAGCAUGGACUCCUGCCUGUACCGCGUGGACGAGAACAUGACGGCCUCCACCUACAGCUUGAACAAGAUCCCGGAGAGGAACCUGGAGACGGUCUUGUCCCAGUCGGUGCAGUCUAUUCCGCUUUACCUUAUGCCACGGCCAAAUUCAGUAGCAGCCACCAGCUCGGCCCACUUGGAGGACCUCGCGUACCUGGACGAGCAGCGGCACACUCCCCUCCGGACGUCGCUGCGGAUGCCGCGGCAGAGCGUGGCGGGCGCCCGCGCCCAGCAGGACCUGCGAGUGCGCUUUGCGCCUUACCGGCCUCCCGACAUCUCCCUGAAGCCGCUGCUCUUCGAGGUGCCCAGCAUCACGACGGAGUCGGUGUUCGUCGGCCGCGACUGGGUGUUCCACGAGAUAGACGCGCAGCUGCAGAGCUCCAACGCCAGCGUCAACCGCGGGGUCGUGAUCGUUGGCAACAUCGGGUUCGGGAAAACUGCCAUCAUCUCCAGAUUGGUUGCCCUCAGCUGCCAUGGCACGCGCAUGAGGCAGAUUGCGUCUGAUAGCCCACAUGCCUCUCCGAAACAUGUGGAUGCAAACAGAGAGCUGCCCUUGACACAACCGCCUGCUGCCCACUCUUCAAUCACCAGCGGGAGCUGCCCUGGGACCCCUGAAAUGCGCCGCCGCCAGGAAGAGGCCAUGCGGAGACUUGCUUCACAGGUCGUCGCUUACCACUACUGCCAAGCUGAUAAUGCCUAUACCUGCCUCGUGCCGGAGUUUGUGCACAACGUGGCGGCCCUGCUCUGCCGCUCGCCGCAGUUCGUGGCCUACCGGGAGCAGCUGCUGCGGGAGCCCCACCUGCAGAGCAUGCUCAGCCUGCGCUCCUGCGUCCAAGACCCCAUGGCCUCCUUCCGCAGGGGAGUCCUGGAGCCCUUGGAAAAUCUACACAAAGAGAGGAAGAUCCCUGAUGAAGAUUUCAUCAUAUUAAUUGAUGGUUUGAAUGAGGCUGAAUUCCACAAGCCAGAUUAUGGGGACACCAUAGUCUCGUUCUUGAGCAAAAUGAUCGGAAAAUUCCCUUCCUGGCUUAAGCUGGUAGUGACAGUCAGGACAAGUCUACAGGAAAUAAUUAAGCUGUUGCCCUUCCACAGAAUAUUUUUGGAUAGACUGGAAGAGAACGAAGCCAUAGACCAGGACCUGCAGGCGUAUAUCCUUCAUCGAAUACACAGCAGCUCAGAGAUCCAGAACAACAUCUCACUUAACGGCAAAAUGGACAACACUACAUUUGGCAAGCUCAGUUCUCACCUCAAGACCUUGAGCCAAGGGUCCUACCUGUACCUAAAACUCACUUUUGAUCUCAUAGAGAAAGGAUACCUAGUACUAAAAAGCUCCAGCUACAAAGUAGUCCCGGUCUCUCUGUCAGAAGUUUACCUGUUACAGUGCAAUAUGAAGUUCCCAACGCAGUCUUCCUUUGAUCGGGUUAUGCCUCUCUUGAAUGUGGCAGUGGCAUCUCUGCACCCAUUAACAGAUGAACAUAUUUUUCAGGCCAUUAAUGCAGGUAACAUUGAGGGCACUUUGGAGUGGGAUGACUUUCAGCAGAGGAUGGAGAACCUUUCUAUGUUUCUUAUCAAACGUAGAGAUAUGACGCGAAUGUUUGUUCAUCCCUCUUUCCGAGAAUGGCUUAUUUGGAGAGAAGAAGGAGAAAAGACCAAGUUUCUCUGUGAUCCUAGGAGCGGCCACACAUUACUUGCCUUCUGGUUUUCCCGUCAAGAAGGAAAACUAAAUCGACAGCAAACUAUUGAACUGGGACACCACAUUCUCAAAGCACAUAUUUUUAAGGGGCUUAGUAAAAAAGUCGGGGUGUCUUCCUCCAUCCUGCAAGGGCUUUGGAUCUCCUACAGUACCGAAGGUCUUUCGAUGGCUUUGGCGUCACUGAGAAAUCUCUACACCCCGAACAUAAAGGUCAGUCGGUUGCUGAUUUUGGGAGGUGCAAAUGUAAAUUACCGGACCGAAGUUUUGAACAACGCCCCGAUUUUGUGUGUCCAAUCUCACCUGGGUUACACGGAGAUGGUGGCUUUGCUCUUGGAGUUUGGGGCCAAUGUAGAUGCUGCUUCUGAAAGUGGCCUGACCCCACUUGGAUAUGCUGCUGCUGCUGGAUUCCUCAGCAUUGUCAUGCUGUUGUGCAAGAAAAGGGCUAAGGUGGAUCACUUGGACAAAAACGGUCAGUGUGCCCUGGUUCAUGCCGCUCUCAGGGGACACUUGGAAGUGGUGAAGUUUCUGAUUCAGUGCGACUGGACCAUGGCUGGGCAGCAGCAGGGAGUGUUUAAGAAGAGCCACGCCAUCCAGCAGGCGCUGAUCGCUGCGGCCAGCAUGGGCUACACGGAGAUUGUCUCCUACCUGCUCGAUCUUCCAGAAAAAGAUGAAGAGGAGGUGGAGCGAGCACAGAUCAACAGCUUUGACAGCCUUUGGGGAGAGACAGCUCUGACAGCAGCGGCAGGCCGAGGGAAGCUGGAUGUCUGCCGUCUCCUCCUGGAGCAAGGAGCAGCCGUGGCCCAGCCAAACCGGCGCGGGGUCGUUCCGCUCUUCAGCGCCGUGCGACAAGGCCACUGGCAGAUCGUUGACCUCUUGCUCACGCACGGCGCUGACGUGAACAUGGCAGACAAGCAGGGGCGGACGCCACUGAUGAUGGCUGCGUCCGAGGGACAUCUGGGCACGGUGGAGUUUCUGCUGGCACAAGGUGCCUCCAUUUCUCUGAUGGACAAGGAAGGACUGACAGCCCUUAGCUGGGCCUGCCUCAAGGGGCACCUCUCGGUGGUGCGUUCCCUGGUGGAGAACGGAGCUGCCACGGACCACGCCGACAAAAACGGCCGCACUCCCCUGGACCUGGCGGCUUUCUAUGGCGACGCAGAGGUGGUUCAGUUUCUGGUGGACCAUGGUGCCAUGAUUGAGCACGUCGACUACAGCGGGAUGCGCCCCCUUGACAGGGCCGUGGGGUGCCGCAACACCUCCGUCGUCGUCACCCUCCUGAAGAAAGGAGCAAAGAUAGGUUGUCAGACGUUACCGAGUCGCCCACGAGGUCCAGCAACAUGGGCGAUGGCAACCUCCAAACCCGACAUCAUGAUCAUCCUGUUGAGCAAGCUGAUGGAAGAGGGAGACAUGUUUUACAAGAAAGGUAAAGUGAAGGAGGCUGCCCAGCGCUAUCAAUAUGCCCUGAAAAAGUUCCCCAGGGAAGGGUUUGGAGAAGAUCUGAAAACCUUCCGGGAGCUGAAGGUGUCGCUCCUCCUCAACCUCUCCCGAUGUCGAAGGAAAAUGAAUGAUUUUGGAAUGGCGGAGGAAUUUGCUACUAAAGCACUGGAGCUGAAACCGAAAUCUUAUGAAGCUUACUAUGCAAGAGCAAGGGCCAAACGCAGCAGCAGGCAGUUUUCAGCAGCCCUGGAGGACCUGAACGAGGCCAUCAAGCUGUGUCCGAACAACCGUGAGAUUCAGCGGCUGCUGAUGCGAGUGGAAGAGGAGUGCAGGCAGGUGCAGCAGCAGCAGCAGCAGCAGCAGCAGCAGCAACCGCUCCCGGUGGAGCCCGAACCUGAAGCCCAGCAAGAAGAGCUCUAUUCUGUGCAAGACAUCUUCGAGGAGGAGUACCUUGAGCAGGAUGUAGAAAAUGUUUCCAUUGGCUUGCAGACAGAGUCAAGGCCAAACCAAGGGCUGCCCAUCAUCCAGAGCCCACCCCCGUCCCCAGCUCACAGGGACUCGGCCUAUAUUUCUGGCUCGCCUCUUGGCUCUCAUCAGGUCUUUGACUUCAGGUCCAAUAGUUCAGUGGGUUCGCCAACCAGGCAAGGAUACCAGUCUACAUCUCCUGCUCUGUCUCCGACGCACCAGAACUCUCAUUAUAGACCUAGUCCUCCGCACACUUCCCCUGCUCACCAGGGCUCCUCUUACCGCUUCAGUCCACCUCCGGUUGGAAGUCAAGGGAAAGAAUAUCAAAGUCCACCACCUUCCCCUCUUCGUAGAGGUCCUCAGUAUCGCGCCAGCCCCCCUGCAGAAAGCAUGAGUGUGUAUAGGUCACAGUCUGGCUCCCCAGUUCGUUAUCAGCAAGAACCUAGUGGUGUCAACCAACUCCCCGGUAGACCAAAGUCUCCGUUAUCCAAAAUGACGCAGCGGUCUUUCCAGAUGCCCCAGCUUCCCGUUGCGGUUCCCCAGCAAGGGCUGAGACUGCAGCCAGCUAAGGCUCAGAUUGUGAGAAGCAACCAGCCCAGCUCUGCAGUGCAUUCGAGUACUGUAAUUCCAACUGGUGCUUACAGCCAAGUUGCCCACUCGAUGGCCAGCAAAUACCAGUCAGCAUCAGGGGAGAUAGGGGUUAGUCAGAGUAGGUUGGUCUAUCAAGGCUCAAUCGGUGGAAUCAUAGGUGACAGCAGACCGGUGCAACAUGUUCAGGCAAGUCUUAGCGCGGGAGCAAUUUGUCAGCAUGGAGGUCUGGCUAAAGAAGAUCUUCCGCAGAGGCCUUCCUCGGCAUACAGGGGUGGGAUGAGAUACAGCCAGACGCCUCAGAUCGGACGAAGUCAGUCAGCUUCCUAUUACCCAGUCUGUCACUCAAAGCUUGAUCUGGAACGUUCUUCCCUUCCCUCCGGCCAGCUCGGCUCUCCAGAUGUGUCUCAUCUCAUAAGAAGGCCCAUCACAGUUAAUCCCAGUGAAAUAAAGCCUCACCCACCAACUCCAAGACCGCUGCUUCAUUCUCAAAGUGUUGGCCUCAGAUUCUCUCCUUCCAGCAAUAGCAUUUCAUCCACCUCCAACCUGACGCCCAACUUCCGCCCUUCUGCUUCUAUUCAGCAAAUGGAGAUUCCUCUCAAGCCAGCUUAUGACAGAUCAUGCGAUGAACUUUCUCCAGUCUCUCCAACUCAGGGGGGUUACCCCAGUGAGCCAGCCCGUUCCAGGACGACGCCAUUCAUGGGAAUCAUAGAUAAAACCGCUCGGACUCAGCAGUACCCCCAUCUCCAUCAACAGAACCGUACCUGGGCUGUGUCAUCAGUGGAUACUGUUAUUAGUCCUACAUCUCCUGGCAACCUCCCUCAGCCAGAAUCAUUUAGCCCGCCUUCUUCAAUCAGCAACAUUGCCUUUUAUAACAAAACCAACAAUGCACAGAAUGGCCAUUUGCUAGAGGAAGACUAUUACAGCCCCCAUGGGAUGCUAGCCAAUGGGUCCCGGGGAGACCUCUUGGAGAGAGUCACCCAAGCCUCCUCGUAUCCAGAUGUUAAGGUGGCUAGGACACUGCCUGUUGCACAGGCCUACCAGGACAACCUGUACAGGCAGCUCUCCAGGGACUCUAGACAAGGGCAGACAUCCCCAAUCAAACCAAAGAGACCAUUUGUGGAGUCUAAUGUGUAAAAGACGCUUGUUGGAGUAAGACCCUUAUGUUUUCAGCACACACUUCCGAGCUUGAUUUCCAUGCAUAUUCUUCUUAUUAUUUUUAUUUCUCUUUGGUAGCUACAUGACCAAGUUUCUCCGGUACUUUCUGUGUGGUGGUCAGACAGCCAUGCACGUGCUCCAGCCCUUUUGUUACCCAGCUGACUGUGAAGCCAACAUCAGAGAAGCCAGUAUCGUUUGCCCAGUUCAAACCAAGUUCCCUCACAGUUUUCAGCUGUCAACCAGCAUAUUUUAGUACACGGUGUGGGGUAGGUGAGAAACAUCCCCUACGCAGUGGGAGGUAACCAGCUCUUUUCAAGAGACAAUCACGUUCACUUUAAAUUAGUUUCUUUUGUCUCAACGAGCUCGUACGCAAUUCCGAUGAAAAUUCCUAGUGGGAGCAGAGCAGGGAUCACAGGAGCCUUUCCAGAGGUUGGAUCUGCAGGUUCCUCGUGCCGCUCGCUUUGCCCAGUAAGAGCUAAUUAAUAAGGGCGUGAUCCGUUUUUAAUACGAAGCAGCUAUGCACAAUAACCCUCCUGCUUGAUCUGGUUGAUAGAAUUUUAAUCCGAAUUGUAGCUGUCGGUUAGUUAACGGUGCCAUCUGCCAGAAGGGGUGGGGAUCGCAAGAUGCUUUGCUACUUUGCGAGCUACUUUCCAAGUGCCCCAGCGCUGCUUUACCCUGGGGCGUUUUACGAGUGUUCGGAGGGAUUAAAGUUGGCCCUUCUUAUGCUUAUUUAGCAGCCAAGGGAUUUGGCUAGAAACCUCUCGUGCGUGCUGAGAACUGGGAUCUCACCAACCGCUUCUUCGCUCCGUUAGCAGAUGACUGCACCUCACGCAGAGCACCACGCUCCCACCAGGACGGUUUCACGUUGGGGUUUUCGUUCGAUCCUUUUUUUGCUCGCAAGGAAAAAAAAAAAUCCGAAUUAGGAAAUCGUAUUCAAGGAAGAAAACUGCAAAUUUUUUUUUUUUUGGUUGUUUUUGGUUUUGGAUGGGGAUGCGUAACGUGACGUGAGACGGGAAGGGUCCGAGGAGACACGUUAGCGAAAUCCUCCUGCAAACGCAGCCGGGCAGCAUCGCGCCCCUUCUGCUCGCGCCCGCUCCCGGCCCCCGUGCCGUAGGGAGGGAAGCGGCCGUUUCCGUAGAGCUGCAAGAUCUGUUCCUGAAAUUCUGGAAAGCGAUUGCUGUGUUCCUUACCUGUAAAUGUUAGAGACGAUGUUUUGCUCUUUAAGGACCUGUAGUUAAAAAAAGAAAAAGAGAUAUUUAUAAUUUAUUUAUGCAAUCCGUUUCAGGACAUUUUGGGGGUUUGUUUUUUGUUGUUGGUGUUUUUUUCCCGGUUUUUAAGCAAAUGCAAAUCACAUCAAGACAGCGUGAAAAGCAGGGGACACUUCCAAAAACCUUUUUUAUGGAUUCUUUCCAUUAUUCUCUGGGAUUUUGUGGGGAGCGGUGGGACUUUCUUUACAGAUGCUUCGCUUGUUAUCGGGUUGCGUUCUGUAAUCUGCCUUUUUCAGUCGCUGAGGGCAAACGGUCGGACGAACCGGAGCGGGGAGGGUGUUAAUCCUGUAGCUUGUUUUAAAGCAAAAUAGUGCCUGUCGCCCCACUGCUGAACCUCCCUCGUACCCGCCCGUACGAACGGAAGGGUUCAGCCCUGAGCAGGAGGAGCGGAGGCUACGGUGUUUCCCAAGGGCUAUGCGAAUCUAGCGGUAGACUGAAAGACGAAACCAAAUCGAAGGGCCCGGCCUCGGCUAGUGUAAACGAGCGUCUCCCCGGCGUGACUUCAGCGCAGCUACAUCGAUUCACACCAGCUAAGGAUUUGGCCUGAAGCUCUAAGCAAACCCUGGCUUCGAUUGAGCUUUGCUCUUCCUUUUUUUUUUUUUUUUUCCUUCUUUUUGGGGGUUUUGCGCGCGGCUCGUUGCAGUUGCGCUACCGGCUUUGCUCAGACCGAAGGGGGACGCGCGCAACCUCGGGACGGUGGAGGCCGGCGGCUCGGAGACGCGUCGGACGUACGCUGGCGCCGGGGGGGACUGGGAGGCGCCCCCGUGGGCUUGGGAGAUUCUCGUGCUGUUGUGGCCCUUUUUUUUUUAUGUUUAUCCAAGCCGGCGGUUGCGUUGGGGCCGGCGUUCGCUUUCUCGAGGUGCGGCGCGGGGCUGACCCUUGGCUUUAACACGGGGACGUGCAGAGCGGGUUGCAAAGCGGGAACCCCCGCGGUGACUUCAGGCCGCGGCGGCCGCGAGGAUCCGGGCGGGCGCACGCGCGGCUUCUCCCUGGAAAGGGAGGU
Rhea pennata is the source of this 8694-nucleotide messenger RNA. It is a transcript of the gene TANC2, whose product is annotated as tetratricopeptide repeat, ankyrin repeat and coiled-coil containing 2. Lineage: Eukaryota; Metazoa; Chordata; Aves; Rheiformes; Rheidae. The coding region runs from base 178 to 6402 and encodes 2074 amino acids. Gene Ontology annotation, cellular component: dendritic spine. The transcript has 29 exons. The record is from RefSeq and is a predicted model, not a curated record. Gene Ontology annotation, molecular function: protein binding. Gene Ontology annotation, biological process: regulation of dendritic spine morphogenesis.